ACCAAACGUCACAUUCGUCGACCGCCCAGUCACUAAGUUACAUCCUCAUAGACAGGCACUCCUGCAACAAGACAAACACGCGCAGACCGCCUGGAGAGUCACGUUGCGGCGCUGCUAAGCUUACUACUGGACCACAAAGGGCAAUGCAGGCGGUCACCUGAAGCAGGCCUAUAAGCACAAUUGGUUCGGCACUCGUGCCCUACCCAGGUACCUACUAAAAGUACGAUUCAUCAGGUAGGUACUACGUGCCCCCAAGAUUGGCGCUCGGCCCCGCAAGCUGGUGCGUCCCUCAGCAACCUAACCCGACCACAUCGGCGCCCGUAACAAGACAUCGCGUGUCGCGUAACGCCCUCUUUGUUUGCAUCACGGACAUCUCCGCAUCUGGCCGCGCUUGCGUCGACCAUGAAGUUACUGUAGACGUGGGAGAGGAGAGCCUGUUUUCGACAAGCCGGCCGGGGAUGGCCGCGACGAUCAAGCCCAUCGAUGGCCGGAGUAUCCAUCAAAUUCAGUCCGGCCAAGUCAUCGUUGACCUCUGCUCCGUAGUCAAGGAGCUCGUCGAGAACAGCAUCGAUUCGGGCGCCAGCAUCAUAGAUGUGCGCUUUAAAAAUCAGGGCCUCGACUUGGUCGAGGUCCAAGACAACGGUUCAGGCAUCGCCCCCGCAAACUAUGCUUCAAUUGCGCUUAAGCACCAUACGUCCAAGCUGUCGUCCUAUUCCGACAUCGCCUCGCUCGAGACUUUUGGCUUUCGCGGCGAGGCUCUGGCUUCUCUCUGCGCCCUUUCGAACCUCACCAUCACCACCUGCCUCCAGGCAGAUGUGCCCAAGGGCUCGCGACUCACUUUCGAGCCCACCGGCCAGCUCCGGGACACCGCUGUAGUAGCCGCCCAGCGAGGCACAGCCGUGGCCGUGGAUCGUCUUUUCCACAAUCUCCCUGUCCGCCGACGCGAGCUAGAGCGUAACGUCAAAAGAGAAUGGCACAAGGUUAUCGCGCUGCUCAACCAGUACGCCUGCAUUCAGACGGGCAUCAAGAUCUCCGUCUCGCAGCAGCCCACCAAAGGCAAGCGCCUUGUUCUCUUCUCGACCAAGGGAAACCCCACCACUCGUGAUAACAUCAUCAACAUCUUUGGCGCCAAAACAUUGUCCGCACUCGUACCCCUCGAUAUGGACCUGGAACUGGAGCCAUCAACCGUGAGUGCCGGAGAGCACCCGAUUUCUGCCUCUAACAAGGUGCGCAUCGUUGGCCACGUGUCGCGACCAUCGCCCGGCGAAGGCCGCCAAACUCCAGAUCGGCAGAUGUUCUUUGUUAAUGGCAGGCCAUGCAGCCUUCCCCAGCUUGCCAGGGCAUUCAACGAGGUGUACAGGUCCUACAACUACUCCCAGUCGCCUUUCAUCCUUGCCGAUAUCCAGCUCGACACCCACAUGUACGACGUCAAUGUCAGCCCAGACAAGCGCACCAUCCUUCUACACGAUCAGGGCAGACUCUUAGACCGCGUUCGCUCUUCGCUCACGGCGUUGUUUGAUGCGAAUGAUCACGUCGUUCCUAUAUCACAAGUGGCCGAUCAGCGACGGCGUACCUCUGUCGAGGCCAGUGCCAAAAGGCCUCAAUCAUCACCCCUCGUGGGGCCUGACACGGUGAUUGGAGAUACGAAUGUCAGCGAUGCGUCGUCGUCGUCAGGUGACGAAUCCGACCACAGUUGCAACGCUAGUCAAGAAUCCUUUGGCAGCCAAGUCAGGACCCCUGCGAGUGUGAACGUUGCCAGGGACAAGCCCAGAAAGCGGCGCAGAACCGUCCAUGAUCAGGGUCUGAUGAGCCAGUGGCUCAGCCAAGACAGCGGAAAGCCGAGUUCUGGAUCUUCGAUUGUUCCACCUGGUAGAUCGGCUACGGUAGUCGAUGCCGUUGGACCGUCAUACAGGGGUAGGUCAUUGUAUCCUCAGUUGGCAGCAUCUGCUGCGAAGCAACAUCUUCAGUUUUCUCCGGAAAUGUCCCCCAGUCUGCCAGCAUCCCCUCAAGUCUCCGACGACGGCACUCCUGAGAUAACCACGGUUCCCAGCCAAGGUCUUCACCAGCGACCAAGUCCACAUUGUGACCGGAAUGCCACCUCCCCCGACGGUGUUGUCAACGAGCAGAACGCGGUACUUCAGAAGCGCCAAUGCCUGGACACCGAAGAAGAUGAGGGUAAACGGCCGCUCUCACCACUCUUCAUGGCAAGGAAUAGGCCUCAUCUGCCUUCCGACGGCGAUAGAUGUGCAAGUGAGGCACCUCACUACCAGUCGGGGAACGGCGAAACUGCUGCGAGUGACACACAUAAUGGCUAUGCUGGUCUAUCCCCUGCAUCGGACUCGGAGUCACCCGAGGACUGCCUGGAUUCCGGCUUCACUGGGGUCAACCCCAGACACGCAGCAAGACUGGUUCCGACAGAGACCCUCUCAUCCUCCACAUCGGCUCUCCUUGGCAGCCACCCACGCACCCGGGAAGCAAUACCAUCUGCCGCAUCACCGAGUGUCAAGGCUGACCUAGAUCCGGUUCUGUCAAGCGAGGGCGGUGCUUCUACUCGUUGCGAAUCAUCAAGGGACUUGCAGGCUACCACGGCAGAUGAGAGUCCGCUCAUGCCGGUGCGGUCGUCGGCUUUUAGCAUAAAACGUACCGAACCAACUGUAUCAACUUCACGAUGGUACCGGACCAACGAGGAGGAGAUAUGGCACGGCCUGAGCCGUCUGACGUCCGGUAUCGCCGCCGGGGGGGCUGUACUACCAGGAGAACGAGAUGUCGAGGACAUUGCCUCGUCAGACGCAGAAGCCAAGUUAUCAUUGAUCAUUUCGAGAGGAGAUUUCCCACGGAUGCGGGUCGUGGGGCAGUUCAAUCUGGGCUUCAUCAUUGCAGUUCGCCCAGCUCACGGUAGAGAAUCGGUCGAGGAGCGGGAUGAGCUCUUCAUCAUCGACCAGCAUGCCUCGGACGAAAAGUACAACUUUGAACGGCUCCAAGCCAACACGACGGUGCAGUCGCAGCGGUUGGUGCACGCCAAGGCACUACAGUUGACAGCUCUGGAAGAAGAAAUUGUGAUGGAGAACAUGUCCGCUCUCGAAUCCAAUGGCUUCAAGAUUGAAGUAGAUGCCAGCGGAGACUCGCCCGUGGGUUCCCGAUGUCAACUGGUUGCCCUGCCGCUGAGUCGGGAAACGACAUUUACCAUGGAUGACUUGCAGGAGUUGAUCGCGCUCCUUGGGGAGGAGUCGGCGGAGUCGGGCCACGUUCCACGCCCGUCUAGAGUGAGGAAGAUGUUUGCCAUGCGGGCAUGUCGCAGCAGUAUCAUGAUUGGCAAGGCUCUGACGCAACACCAGAUGAGCAACGUGCUCCAGCACAUGGGGGAAUUAGAUAAGCCCUGGAACUGCCCUCAUGGACGCCCUACCAUGAGACACCUCUGCCACCUCGAUGCGUGGGACAAAGGGCGCUGGAAAGGCGAUGUGGCGGCGGUGUCUGCGUCUGUGUGGCGCUCAUAUGGACGGGGUCAGGAGGUUUGAGGGGUAAAACACCUCGGCCCUCCACCCAAUGUGUAUCCAGGUAGUCGGCCACUCAGUGUCUUAUCAUUCUCAUCAUUGUAUAUUCA
Messenger RNA from Purpureocillium takamizusanense, 3601 nucleotides. It is a transcript of the gene PMS1, whose product is annotated as ATP-binding mismatch repair protein. NCBI's taxonomy places the organism in Eukaryota, Fungi, Ascomycota, Sordariomycetes, Hypocreales, Ophiocordycipitaceae. Gene Ontology annotation, cellular component: MutLalpha complex. Gene Ontology annotation, molecular function: ATP hydrolysis activity; ATP binding; ATP-dependent DNA damage sensor activity. Bases 459 to 3515 code for a protein of 1018 amino acids. Gene Ontology annotation, biological process: mismatch repair. The transcript is spliced from 3 exons. The record is from RefSeq and is a predicted model, not a curated record.